UAUAAUUAUCAAACAAAGAAGUAUUUUAUGUAUUUAUUAUUAGUACAUACAAAAUUACAGCCAAUAUUUAUCAUUUUUUAAAUACAAAAACAUGUAUUAAUGAAGCAUAACCAACUACCUUCAUCUUCUCCGUCAUUGUUAAUAAAUUCUGUUUCUAUUACAAUGUCCCAAUGCACGGUUAUUUGGUUCUUAUCUGGUCUAUAUUUUUCAUUCUUUUUGCUUUUUCUUUAUAGAAAAACAGAUCUAACAAAUGUAUCUGAAAUGCCGCAUAAAAUCAUUCCCAAAUAACAAAACUAGCCGACAUUAUUGGAAUGAUUUCCUAUUAACACUAGUCACUCCCAUAGCAUGUGUAAUAUGCUAUAAACUUUUUCUCCAUCCUUUGUUAUUCUGUGCGUUCUGUUCUGCACUUUGUGUGAAAAAAUGACUAUCAAACUAAUCCAGAAAGACAAAGAUUCAGAAAAAAUCAUUUGGGAACAAAUGAGAAGCUCUUCUGUAACACCAUAUUCGAUUUUUUACUUGCCCAAACUCAUAGUGUGGCUCAUACUCUUCGUAUCAGCUAUUUCUGUUUUUUACACUUUUAAGCUCCUUUCCUCCUCUAUCGCGUGUAUUGACAAUGUCUUCAUCACUCGUAGUAGCAUUAUUUUGCCAAUUCACUCUGAAAUUAACUCAACGUUGUCUUCAAAUGCUUCAGUUGUUGAUCAUAAACCGAGGUUUUUGCACGAGAAGGGAGCGGAGAAAACUAAGUUAGAGCAUGUAGUUUUUGGAAUUGCAGCUUCAGCUAAGCUAUGGGACAAAAGGAAAGAGUAUAUUAAGCUAUGGUGGAAGCCUGAGAAGAAAAUGAGAGGCAUUGUUUGGUUGGAUAAUUCAGUGAAAGUUGAGAAAAAUGAAAGUAAAUUAUUGCCUGAAUUGAGAAUUUCAGGGGAUACUUCACAUUUUGUGUACAAUAACAAGCAGGGACAUCGAUCCGCAAUUAGAAUAUCGCGGAUAAUAUCGGAGACAUUAAGGCUAGGAAUGGAAAAUGCGAGGUGGUUUGUGCUGGGUGAUGAUGACACUGUUUUCGUAACGGAUAAUUUGUUGAGUAUUUUGAAUAAGUAUGAUCAUAAUCAGUAUUAUUAUAUUGGGAGUUUGAGUGAGAGUCAUUUGCAGAAUAUUUAUUUUUCAUAUAGUAUGGCAUAUGGUGGUGGUGGUUUUGCUAUUAGUUAUGGUUUAGCUAAGGCUCUUGAUAAAAUGCAAGAUAGGUGUAUUCAAAGGUAUCCAGGACUUUAUGGUUCUGAUGAUAGAAUGCAGGCUUGUAUGGCUGAAUUGGGUGUUCCGCUAACUAAAGAACUCGGUUUUCAUCAGUAUGAUGUAUACGGCAACUUAUUCGGGCUCCUAGCAUCACAUCCGGUAACACCAUUGGUGUCAUUACACCAUCUUGAUGUGGUGGAGCCAAUCUUUCCCAAUGUCACUCAAGUGCAAGCUUUACGGCAUCUCACAGUCCCGAUGAAACUUGACUCAGCUGGUAUUAUGCAACAAUCCAUUUGCUAUGACAAAGUUAACAGUUGGACUAUUUCAGUAUCAUGGGGAUUUGCAGUUCAAAUAUUUCGUGGAAUUCUAUCACCCCGUGAAGUAGAAAUGCCAUCAAGGACUUUCUUAAAUUGGUACAGAAGAGCGGAUUAUACUGCUUACGCUUUUAACACAAGGCCUGUUAUGCGUACCCCAUGUCAAAAGUCUUUUGUAUUUUACAUGUCAAAAGCUGAAAUGGAUUCUUCAAGGAAUCAAACGGUGACUCAGUAUACUCGUCAUCGAGUCCCUCAUCCACUAUGCAGAUGGAGAAUGGCAAAUCCUGGUCAUGUCGAGAGAAUUCAGGUUUAUAAGAAGCCUGACCCCCAUCUAUGGGAUAGGUCUCCAAGGAGGAAUUGUUGCAGAGUAUUAAGCUCAAAGAAGAAAAGCAUGGUGGUGGAUGUAGGUGUCUGUAAGGAAGAUGAAGUCAGUGAAGUAUGAUGAUGAAUAAUGUGGUAUUGAUUGUCACCUGUAUUUCGUUAUUUAUUGAAUUUUUUGGGAAAUUUUCCAAGAAAUUUUUCUUGUAUCUUCCAAGUUCCACUUAAUGCCACUAGGGUCAAAUAUAUGCUACUGUAGCAUGUCUUUGAUAUUCUUAAGUUAUGAUCAGUAUAGCAUAGUUUUUCUGUAACUUUUCAAUAAUAUUAAUUGUUUUCUUGGUUCCAAAAUUAUGUAUUUUUGUUUUAAUUAUAGUUGAUUACCAUCUUCAUGUUUCA
This is a messenger RNA of Capsicum annuum, 2255 nucleotides long. RefSeq lists its product as uncharacterized. The coding region runs from base 421 to 1983 and encodes 520 amino acids. Lineage: Eukaryota; Viridiplantae; Streptophyta; Magnoliopsida; Solanales; Solanaceae. The record is from RefSeq and is a predicted model, not a curated record. The transcript has 3 exons. Gene Ontology annotation, molecular function: acetylglucosaminyltransferase activity.